Molecule: messenger RNA, 222 nt
Organism: Botrytis deweyae
Lineage: Eukaryota; Fungi; Ascomycota; Leotiomycetes; Helotiales; Sclerotiniaceae
Exons: 3
Coding region: 1-222 (73 amino acids)
Source: RefSeq, a predicted model, not a curated record
AUGGUUGAAGAAGGAGGGAGGGGGGAGGAGCAGGAGGAGGAGCAGGAGGAGGAGCAGGAGGAGGAGCAGGAGGUGGAGCAGGAGGUGGAGGACAAAAACCCAUACGAUCGCAGAGACUACAUAGCAGCAAUAUGGAUAGGUAUCUGGGUCAAAAUCAAAAAUGUAGGAAAAUCCAUGGAUAUCCUAAGUGCUGAAUCUGGAAUUUGGUGUGCAGCUAUGUAG